Molecule: messenger RNA, 1762 nt
Organism: Meloidogyne enterolobii
Lineage: Eukaryota; Metazoa; Nematoda; Chromadorea; Rhabditida; Meloidogynidae
Source: the annotation of a GenBank genome assembly
UUUUGUGUUCUCUUUGCUUUAAUAUUUUUGGUUAUUCCCGAGAGAUUUAUUUUUUGUUUUUUUAACAAUUGUGUAAAUUCUUGCAGUUUAUUUUUUUUAGUGUUUUCUUCUGUUAAAAUAUAUUUAUUUAAUUUUCAGAAAUAUUAUUUUAAAUAAUAUGGAAAACUCAGCACGUCAGGAUGCUUUGGGUGAAGUUUUAGAAGCUGUAGAAUCUGUUACCUCAUCUCGAGAAUUUCAGGAUUCUAUGGCUAAAAUUAUAGAAGAGAGAUUAAAUAAUAAUCAUACAGCGUCAAAAGCUGAUAGAAUUAUUGAAGAAUGUUCGUUAGCUGCUAAUGGUGAAAAAGAAUUGGCUGCUUUAAUUAAGGAAAAGGCUAAUGAGUUUUUCAAAGAGGAUCAAUAUGAUAUUGCUGCGGAAUUAUACACAAAAUGUAUUCUUUUGGAUUCUUCACUGGCCCUUUAUUAUGGAAAUCGUUCUUUUGCUUAUUUAAAGAAAGAGCUUUAUGGUUUAGCUUUGUCAGAUGCAAAUAAGGCAAUUGAAUUAGAUCCAACUUAUGUUAAGGCUUAUUAUAGACGUGCAUCAGCCAAUAUGGCUCUAAGCAAGUUUAAUUUGGCUUUGGCAGAUUAUGAUCGAGUUCGAAAAAUGAGUCCAACAAAUAAAGAUGCUCAAAACAAAUAUCAGGAAUGCAAUAAAAUUGUUAGAAGAUUGGCUUUUGAGAAGGCUAUUUCUUCUGAUCAUUCAACUACGAGUGUGGCAGAUUCUAUUAAAUUGGAUGAUUAUGUGGAAACCACCUAUUUUGGACCUCGUUUGGAUGGCGAAAUUAAUAUGGAAUUUAUGGAAAAAUUAAUUCAAUCAUUUAAAGACCAACAAAAAUUACACAUUAAAUAUGCUUAUAAGAUUUUAUUGUUAGUGCGUGAAUAUUUAAUUAAACUUCCUUCACUUGUAGACAUUAAAGUACCUCCAAAACAUAAAUUUACAAUUUGUGGAGAUAUUCAUGGACAAUUUUAUGAUCUUUGCAAUAUUUUUGAAAUUAAUGGUCUUCCAUCAGAAGAGAAUCCUUAUCUUUUCAAUGGAGAUUUUGUUGACAGAGGUUCUUUCUCUGUUGAGGCAAUUUUCACUCUUUUUGGCUUCAAAUUAUUAUUACCAAACCAUUUUUAUAUGAGCAGAGGAAACCAUGAAUCUGAUGUUAUGAAUAAAAUGUAUGGAUUCGAAGGAGAAGUUAAAAGUAAAUAUAACACAAAAAUGGCAGAACUUUUUACUGAAAUAUUUAAUUAUUUACCUCUUUGCCAUGUUAUUAAUGAAAGAAUUUUUGUUUGUCAUGGAGGUCUAUUUCAAGAAGAUGGUGUUACUUUGGAUAGAAUAAGGAAAGUUAAUCGAAAUAGACAACCACCAGAUGAAGGAAUUAUGUGUGAUUUGCUUUGGUCUGACCCGCAAGAAUUCUCUGGACGUUCUCCAUCUAAAAGAGGCGUUGGUACUCAAUUUGGACCUGACAUAACUCAAAAAUUUUUGAAAGAGAACGGGUUACUUUAUGUUAUAAGAAGUCACGAAGUAAAACCGGAAGGUUAUGAAUCUCAUCAUGGUGGGAAAUGUUGGACAAUCUUUAGUGCUCCUAACUAUUGUGAUACAAUUGGAAACAAAGGCGCCUUCAUCACUAUUACGGGAGAUAAAUUAUUCCCUCCCAAACUUGUUUCGUUUGAAGCUGUUCCACAUCCAAAGGUCCGGGCAAUGGCAUAUGCUUCUUCUAUGUUUAGCUUCAUUUCUUAG